Messenger RNA from Cryptococcus amylolentus CBS 6039, 3247 nucleotides. RefSeq lists its product as hypothetical. Lineage: Eukaryota; Fungi; Basidiomycota; Tremellomycetes; Tremellales; Cryptococcaceae. Gene Ontology annotation, biological process: regulation of DNA-templated transcription; DNA-templated transcription. The transcript is spliced from 17 exons. Gene Ontology annotation, molecular function: zinc ion binding; DNA-binding transcription factor activity, RNA polymerase II-specific; DNA binding. The record is from RefSeq and is a predicted model, not a curated record. The coding region runs from base 53 to 3169 and encodes 1038 amino acids.
CCGCUUCUGCUCCUGUCCCCCAGCGACCCCGACACCCAUCCCCAACCCAGCCAUGGCCGACGACGGGCAAGUGAAGAAACGGCGCCAGAACGUGGCAUGCGACGCCUGCAAGCUUCGGAGAGUCCGCUGUGACCUCUCCACUCUGCUCCAAUUCGACCCCUCCAGUGACCCUGCCGCAGAGACCAGCACCCACACGCCUUCGCUGGCCGAUCUCGUACGCCAGAACCCAGACGUCGAGUGCACCAAUUGCACAAAUAAGGGCAUCAAAUGCUCCACAAACCAGAUUCUUAAUCCAACGCGCCCAAAAAAAGGAGGCCGACGCAUCGACCAAGCCAAAAAGAUAUUUGGUGGCGGCGACGACGAUGCUACAGUCAGCGAGAGAGAGCCCUCUUCGAGUUCUGGAGGGUCUGGUAGAAAUACAGGGUCGCUCGUAGACCCCGUAGCGCCAUCUUGCAUCCACCCAAAUGCUCCGCCAGCAGAUUGGGCGCAGGAUUUGUUGUCGACUUAUGGCCUUCAAACGGACUAUCCCACUAUCCCGCUCGACCCGUCGUUGUCGUCUACCAAUGGUUCAUUCACGUAUCAAGCCUCGAACCCAUCGCAAGGCGCAAAAAUAUCUAAUCUCCAUCCUCCUAUGGACUUUCUGGGACCUCCGCCAGAUUCUUUCGCCAUCACGGGUAAUACCCGCGCGAUGACUCCCCGCUCGAGCGGCAAUUUUGACAGACGUCCAAAUCACGCGUCCGUUUUGGACACUCCAAUAUGUUCCAACAGUCCCUCUUUUGACAACAUACCCGGCCGAAAGAGGCGACGCGACGCCUAUCACACACCGAGUACAAAGGGCGCCCGAGAUAAGGUCGUGGUCAGGCGUAAAGAUCCUUGGCACUUGUGGGCGGAGGGAGGAUCGCGGGCAGCUGUGAACUGGGGCAUGGCAGAGCAUGUGCAGGAACAUCUGGCGGAUAAGGCUCUGGGUGUGGAGCUGAGCAGACACUUGGUGUCAACCUUUUUCCAAGCUGUGCAUCACUUUUACCCAUCUAUCUGGCCCGAAUCAUUCCGCUCGGAAUGGACAAGGGCUGGACAAAGAUCGGAUAGAAUGACGCCCGCUCAAGAGGUGCUUUGCGCGACUAUUGAAGCUUGGGGUGCACACUACUCUGACUCACCCGUCAUUCUUGGGCCGCCUCCAGACGAAAUCGAAUCAAAUACAAACGCUGGCAACCCCAACGAAAGUCGCCCUCCUGAACACCAGAUUCAAGCGUACUGGGGGCAAGCUCGCAAUAACGCGUGCAUCGCGCUCAUUGACCGCGCCCGACGUAUAGCCGAUACCAAUGGCGUCCUCCGAAAACCCACCUUGACGGGUGUACAAUCUCUCGUACUAUUUUGUCAGCUGCUACACGCCUCAAAUCAACCAGGAAAGGUGGAAGAGAUACACAUGGAGGCCCACAUGCUACAGGUAACCAUCCUGGAGCAGAUGAAGGUUCUUGGUCUCAUGUGGCAAUCUGACCGCGCAAUUGUAACAGACAAGGAAGAGCUACCGGUGUCUCAGACCGAGCUGCGAAUCAAUCAAAUACGAUUGUUCUGGUCUCAGAUGGUCAUAGAUACUUGGUGGGCAGCCUCCUAUGCUCAGCCGUCCCGGAUCUCCGAUGAAGAGUUUGAAGCUGCGGGUAACUGCAUGGCGUUGCUCAAAGGCCGCAUUCCGCCCAUCUCAUAUGAAGGUCUCUCCCUCUUUGUCUCGAUAUACUAUCGCAUAGCGAAAGCCGGACGCGAUGUGACUGUCAAGCUGGCGAUUCCAAAUAGGAAGAAGGGCGCUGUGGAUGUCGAUCAGUUCUGCAGCGAUGUGCGGCAGAUCUGGCAAGACUUUACAUCCAUUUCCCAGGAUCUGGACAGGCGAACGGCCUCGGUCCUCAGAGAUUGCCACGAUGAAGACUUUGUCGGCUUUUCUCCGCUGAAUUAUCUGACCCACAAUCAACUCGCUGGACCAUUCUUCCCUUUCCUUAUCCACAAGAUCAUCCGAGACCAACUUGUAUUCCGGAAGAACGUCGUUUCGUCCUACACCGACGCCAGACAACGCAUCAGACAACCCGAUGCGGAAGCGGCAAGACAAUGGAGGAAGGCCCAAGACGAUGUGGACAAGCUGGAGGCUUUGCAGAGAGAUAGUGUGGAUUUGUUGCUAUGCUGCUGUCGAAGACUUGUGUCAGUGUCCAAUAUUCUACUUCCUACGGGUGUGAUGCAUGCGGCAUCGGUCGUUCUGGGAGUGCUCCUGGCUGGAGCUCAAGUGCUGGCUUCUGUACCGACAAAUGAGCAGGGGUAUCCUGCCGAUACGCCGGGAGGCUAUGGGUGGACCUGGAAGACGAAACAGGAAGCGAUAGUGUGCUGUAUCAGAGUUCUCAAUGAAGUCGGAUGGGCCUGGGACGAUGCCGGAAAGCUGCUGAGAGAGACUGUCCUGCCAGCAAUGGAGCAAUCUGCUCGCCUGCAUCAAGAGCUGUCGAUGAACCACCAAGCGUCGUUCUCUCAGCCUCCCCCGGAUUCGGCGGUCGCACAAAGACAGCUCGAGCAAGACCGAGGGAUCCAAGAAGCCUUGGAUGCCGUCAUGAGGUUCUGGCCCCCUGUCCGUGAUUCAGACAUUGCCGAACCUCAUCAACAAGCAAACCACAAUGAUGAACUCUGGAGCGCAGAAUUCUCUGCUCAGUCAGGGCGCAUCGAGUCCUCUGCUACGCAGCGCAAUGAUGAAACAGGGACAGAGUCGGCGGAAAGAGGCGCGAACGCCGUCCCCUCCGACAUCUGGGCAGGCGCCAGCUCGCGUCAGCCAGCAGGCUUUUCAUCAGGCCUUGGGGCCUUCUAUCCCAGCACGAAUCCUAGCUCAACGUUGGAAACGCCGCCCCCAGCACUAUUCUACAAUUCUUUUGCCCCGAGUGAGAGCUUGUCUGGGCCGAGCAAUGCCUUCUACGUGAACCCCAUGGGGUUCUCUCAGCCUGCCCACAUCCCAGCAGCUCCUGCCAUGGGCCAGAGCAACGAGGAUCUAGGCAUGCAUAUGGACAGGGAUCCGGCGGGGGGUCACAUCAUGAGGGACGCUGUGAAUUCAUUUCGCACGGGGGGAGCGGAAGAUGGGCAGGAGCUGCAGAAAUUUUUGAGAGAUUGGGGAAUGGGGCAUCCUGGGCAGACACACCAAAAUAUAUAAUAGUGGAAGCAUCGAUGUCAUCCUUUGUAACAAUAUAUGAUCAUGCAGUGAACAACAGUUCACACCACGAGCACGAAC